AUGGACUCUGAGCAUUGCUCUGCCUGGCAGCAUCAUAGCGAAGUUAGUGAAACCCUUACCAUGAGUUACAUUCUUGCCCCAUGUCUGAGUCUUGUCAGUGCAAAAACUCGCGAGCUGCAAGCUACUCUAGCAGGCCAAAUUGCCCGCGCUUUAGCGGUCUUCUGCGUCGACGAGAUCGUAAUCUUCGACGACGGACAAUUCGUUCACCCUCCAAACCAGGGCGGCGGCAACAAUGGUGAUUCACAUGUCUCCAGUAGCAAUGACCAGCCGAAGAAGUACACAGGCUACACUGACCCUUCGUAUUUCCUGGCGCAUAUUCUUUCAUAUCUUGAAUGCCCUCCCCAAUUUCGAAGGAUGCUUUUCCCCAUGCAUCCUGACCUCCAGCACGCUGGCAUUUUACCAAGCCUUGAUAUGCCCCACCAUCUGAAGAAGGACGAGUGGUGUCAGUAUCGUGAGGGCGUUGCGAAGUCUGGCUCUAACACCUCCGGAUCAGGAACAACCAUAUUCACAGGCUUGGAGCCGAAGCUUUCGGUUGCGCUGAAACAGAACAUCCCAGAGAACACCAGAGUGACUUUGAAUCUCGGACUGGAGAAGGCGUCUCAAUUGCCAGCAGGGAGUUCGCGUGCCUGGAAAGGGGCAGCAGCAGUCGCACCUUCCCAGCCUAGGGAAGACAAGGGUCUGUAUUGGGGUUACACCGUGAGAACAGCGGAAAGUUUGUCGGCUGUUAUGACAGAAUGCCCAUUUGAUGGCGGCUAUGAUCUCACGUUCGGGACAUCAGAGCGCGGUCAACCGGUUCAAGACUUCCAGAGAGGCGGAUCGGAUGAGGCAGACUUACCCCAGUUUGACCACAUGCUGAUCGUAUUUGGAGGCGUAGCAGGUUUGGAAGCAGCCGUCAAAGCCGACAAGGAGCUGGAAAAGUUGAAGGUACGCGCGCCGGAGACCUUGUUCGACUACUGGGUCAACGUGGUUCCUGGUCAAGGAAGUCGGACCAUGAGGACUGAGGAGGCUGUUUGGGUGGGUUUGACGGCCUUACGAGGCGUUGCUCUAGCGAAGGGUCGCGAUUGA
Bacidia gigantensis is the source of this 1065-nucleotide messenger RNA. RefSeq lists its product as uncharacterized. The transcript has a single exon. Bases 1 to 1065 code for a protein of 354 amino acids. NCBI's taxonomy places the organism in Eukaryota, Fungi, Ascomycota, Lecanoromycetes, Lecanorales, Ramalinaceae. The record is from RefSeq and is a predicted model, not a curated record.